CCGACCAGAUUGAAUCAACCUCUGAAUGAAAGAGAGAGAGAGGAGGCAGAGGGAGCAAACAGAGAGCACCAAGUAAUCUGCGAGACAAAACACAGAGAAAAAUCAGAAGAGCUGCAAAAAGUUUAUUUUAUGGGUCUGCCGAGAACAAAAUAAUAAUGUUGACUAUCUUUUUUCUGUAAUGAUCGACUGCUAUAACAAACUAUUUACAUCGGAAAUGGACCGUCAAAUUGCAAACUUCUCUGGGAUGUGGAAAAUGAAGACUUCUGAAAACUUUGAAGAACUCCUGAAAGCGUUGGGUGUGAACGUGUUUGUCAGGAAGAUAGCCGUGGCUGCAGCCUCCAGGCCUGCAGUAGAGAUCACCCAGCAGGGAGAGAGUCUCUCCAUCCAGACCUCCACCAGCAUACGCACCACCCAUGUCUCCUUCACCGUGGGCCAGUCCUUCAAUGAGGACACAGUGGAUGGACGCCCUUGCACUAGUACCCCUCGCUGGGAGACAGAUAGCAAGAUCAGCUGUGAGCAGACUUUGCAGAAAGGGGAGGGCCCUAAGACUGCCUGGACCCGUGAAGUGACCAAUGAUGGUGAACUAAUUUUGACAAUGAGCGCUGGGGAUGUUGUGUGCACCAGAGUAUAUCAACGAGAAUGAAAGACUUUUAAGACUGUCAAACAUUUCCAUUUUUUUUAUUUCUACCUGCUCCUUUUGCUUAUUUAAUCUUCCAGUUAUUCUGAUUGUGGUUAACAAGAUGUCAGUUGUAUGUGUUUUGUCAGACAGAGUUUGAUUGUUGUGAAAGCCUUGUGCCAGUUUAUUUUCAUGUAUAAUGUUCUUGUAAUAGCAUGUAAUGGCUUUGUAAUGUUAUCAUUGCUCCUCCACAACUAAAGCUGUAUUUAUUCUCAGUAUACCACAUGAAAACCCUAUCUGAAUUUUUCUUCAAAAUGUCUUACCAAAGCAACUGUAAACCAUCCUCAAACUGUGUUGUUAAAACAAUUAUAAAUUGAUCAUGUGUUUCCAAAACCUGA
This is a messenger RNA of Salmo salar (Atlantic salmon), 1014 nucleotides long. Its product is annotated as cellular retinoic acid-binding protein 2. The record is from RefSeq and is a predicted model, not a curated record. Gene Ontology annotation, molecular function: lipid binding. NCBI's taxonomy places the organism in Eukaryota, Metazoa, Chordata, Actinopteri, Salmoniformes, Salmonidae.